GGCUCCUGGAUGUAACCUCGAACCAACGAACAGGCAGACCGGCCGCAUGCGAGAGACCGUUUCUGCGAACGCAACAAGCGGUCGUGGCCCGAAAGCUCCCAAUUAUUAUGGAGUCCUGUUUCCUGAUCGAGAGAUUGACGGCGCUUAACUUUUUCCACUUGACGCGGACGUCAUGGGUUUUCUUCACCGGCUCUGGUGGGCUGCCACACCGUGUUUGAAGAAGCCCCUCGAGCGUUUCUACGUUAGUCACUUGAUUUUAAGCUCCAGUUUCGUCAUGAGCUUCGACGAAAGGAAACCUCAGCUUAGCCACCACGCCGACAGGGGCACGAUUGCACCCCGGACCCAUCUCGCGCGAACCCUUUCGCGGAGUGUAUACUGCUAAACACCACAUCCGAGGUGGAAAGCAAUCUUUCAGAGGAAGAAGAAGGUAAACAACCACUUACAUCGCGGCCGGAAUGCUGAUCCUGCUCUCCCCGUUGUUGACCAGGUUGGCGUUCCAAGGGGCCCUCACGAGGAAGAGGACGUCGCGAGGUGUGCCUGCCAGACCGGGCAACCAUGCAUCGAGCGGUUCGACGGGGCGGACUAGCCUUCAAACACCAUGUUAUUUCUUUCCUAUUCGAUUGGGUUCUACAUGGUUUCGUGGUGUUGUGCUGGUCCUGGGGGCCAGAAAAAGGCGGAGGGGGUCGGUAUCCUGCACUUGUGUGCGCCGGCGGCCGUCGCCAACUCGACUCGGGAGAGGAAGGAAUUCGCGAGGCUCGCCCCGAAUGACCCCUUUCAAUUGCAUAUCAUAGGAUUGAAGGAUAUCGGUCGAGUGUGGCAACUCUGGGUAGCUAUGUUACAAAAUUUGGGCCAGUUCCAAACGCGUCAAGGUCUACCGUCUCCAGCGGAGCCCCAUCCGCUGUCCACCUUUAUCACCCGGUGUUCCUGAGCAAGAUUAGAUCUAACAUUUUGGAAAUUAGAGCGUCUCUUUGCUUCUUUUGUUCAGACCCCAUGCAGCUGAAGGAUUUUGGCACCCAUCAUCUCCUCGUCCUGGACGCAAGAUGGUAGCAAAAGCAAUUCAGCUGUGAGGGUGUACAGUGGAAACCCCUGAUAUCGACUGCGAAACUGAACUCAAAAGUCUUGGGAGGGUACACUCCCCC
Colletotrichum phormii is the source of this 1139-nucleotide messenger RNA. RefSeq lists its product as uncharacterized. Lineage: Eukaryota; Fungi; Ascomycota; Sordariomycetes; Glomerellales; Glomerellaceae. The transcript has 2 exons. The record is from RefSeq and is a predicted model, not a curated record. Bases 456 to 791 code for a protein of 111 amino acids.